Molecule: messenger RNA, 639 nt
Organism: Sugiyamaella lignohabitans
Lineage: Eukaryota; Fungi; Ascomycota; Dipodascomycetes; Dipodascales; Trichomonascaceae
Exons: 2
Coding region: 1-639 (212 amino acids)
Source: RefSeq, a predicted model, not a curated record
AUGCUACCAGCUCCAACACUUUGGAAGCUGGAGACAGCUCCGGUUGGAGCACCACAGGAAGUUGCGGGGGCCGAGCUAGCAGGAGGAGGUGGAGCAGCAGACGAAGCAGCAGCAGAUGAAGCAGCAGCAGACGAAGCAGCGGCAGAUGAAGCAGCGGCAGAUGAAGCAGCGGCAGAUGAAGCAGCAGCAGACGAAGCAGCGGCAGAUGAAGCAGCGGCAGAUGAAGCAGCAGCAGACGAAGCAGCAGCAGACGAAGCAGCGGCAGAAGAAGCAGCGGCAGAAGAGGCAGCAGCAGAAGAGGCAGCAGCAGAUGAAGCAGCGGCAGAAGAGGCAGCAGCAGAUGAAGCAGCGGCAGACGAAGCAGCAGCAGAAGAGGCAGCAGCAGAAGAGGCAGCAGCAGAAGAGGCAGCAGCAGAUGAAGCAGCGGCAGACGAAGCAGCAGCAGAAGAGGCAGCAGCAGACGACGAAGGAGCAGCAGAUGAUGAAGGAGCAGCAGAUGAUGAACAAGCACUGCUAGAUGGACUAGGACUAGAAGCAAUUGUCACUGAAUAUUUACUGGCGGCAGCAGCAAAAGCAGCGUCAAUCUUAGAAAAGUCACUAAUAACAUCAGCCAAAACAGAACAAUCGAAUUUGUCAUAA